GCAUAGACGGACGAUCUGGUCGGACACGGAACGACUCGAAGAGGCUCUCGACGUACACUGGUGCACCUCUGAAGUCACCUGCGCCGCAUCCCCCAUCGCCGGCACCCUGAUGGAGCAGAGACCUGCUGCUCCCAGACGGACCCCGCUGCUCAGACGGUUCUGGAAGCUCGGGGUCACCUGUCUGGGACCCGUACUUCUCUCACCUCUGUAUUUUAUUAACACGACGGAGUCGAGAUGUGGAUUCGUCGUUUCUCUCAUGGCGCUGUACUGGAUGACGGAGACGUUGCCUCUAGCAAUCACAGCGUUGCUACCUGUAGUAUUAUUUCCAUCUCUCGGAAUCAUAUCAUCUGAUGAGACCUGCCAGCAAUACUUGGUGGAGACAAACAUGGUAUUUGUGGCGAGUCUUGUGAUGGCAAUCACAAUCGAACAUUGCAACUUGCACCGGAGGAUCGCUCUGCGCGUGAUGUUGUGCGUGGGAACCGACCCAAAGUGGAUAAUGCUGGGUUUCAUGCUCACUACCAUGUUCCUAUCAGUGUGGAUUUGCAACACGUCGACGACAGCGAUGAUGAUGCCAAUCGUCGACGCAGUACUUGCAGAGAUACUCUCGACUCGAUGCAGUCCAGACGAUUUGGAACUCGCCUCCUCCAAUGAGAAAUCUUCGGAGAUCGCUCUGCUGGAGAAGGGACGGCAGUGCAACGGAAACUCAGACAAGUCGCUGAAAAAUCUCGCAGUAUUCUCGGACCAUCACGAGCGCCAGAGAAAAGAACGACAUUUGGCGAAAGGUCUCUACCUGAGUGUAGCGUUCGCUGCGAACAUCGGCGGAACGGCGACCCUUACCUCCGCGGGGCCCAACCUCAUCCUCAAGUUCAUCAUGGACGAGUAUUACGACGGUCGCCCUCCCAUUGACUACGCAUCGUGGAUCGUAUUCGCAGCGCCUGGUGUAGUUUGUACAGUUCUCCUUGUCUGGGGAGCUUUCCAGCUCCUUUACUUCAUGAACCGACCACUCGAUUCGGGAAUGAAUGGUCACGCUGCAAAGAAAACCAUCAACAAGAAGUAUGAAGAACUGGGGCCCAUCACCUUCCACGAGACUGCUGUCCUGAGCCUAUUCAUAUCGAUGGUUCUACUCUGGAUGUUCCGGGAUCCGCAUUUCAUGACCGGCUGGGCUAAUAUCUUCCAUUAUGGUUCAAUUAAACCGAAGGAUUCGACAUGCGCAAUGUUCAUCAUUGUGCUGCUCUUCGUGCUACCGUCAAAGCUGAGCAAAGCCGGCGAUUGCCCGCCAUUGAUAACCUGGCAGACGAUACAGCAGAGACUUCCAUGGGGGGUCGUACUCCUACGGGGCGGGGGCUUCGCGAUGGCUGAGGCCACAAAAAAAUCCGGGCUGUCGGCUUGGAUGGGACAUCAGCUCGCCGUCUUCAAUUUCCUGAAACCGUCCUGGAUGGCUUUCGCGGUUUCUAGCAUCGUUGCCUUCUUGACUGAGUUCGUCACAAACUCGGCGACAGCGACGAUCUUCUUGCCGAUCGUGGCUUCAUUGGCAACCGACCUUCACAUCAAUCCGCUCUACCUUGUUAUUCCUGUCACGCUGGCUUGCUCCUACGCUUUCAUGUUGCCUGUCGGAACUCCCGCUAACGCCAUCGUGGCUACCCAUGCGCAACUCAAGACCUUAGACAUGUUGCUGCCGGGUGCCAUUGCGAAGUUGAUCUCGAUCUGCACGAUGCUCGUCUCUCUGAACACUCUUGGACGAUUGAUAUAUUCAUUGGACACGUUCCCCGAUUGGGCUUCUGAAAGCAUUCUGUCCUCUGCCGCGAACGCGACAAGUGGAGCAAGUGGUCAUUGAGUCAUUGCCGGCGCUGAGCCUGACUGAGACUGUCUCGAUAUCCGAUCAGUCUUUCGAAGCCGGAUCGGUCGGGUGCAUCGUCUCAGAUGUGCUAUCAGGGGGUCACCCGAUUCCAAUGAGCCUAAUUCUGCAUCCCCUACGGGGUUCGUUCCGGGGAAUGGAGAACGAGUGAGCCAAGCAGUGGGAUACACUGUUCUUGGAGUUCCUGAAUACGCACACUAAUUUACCGCUCGUUUUCGUAUUGUUCCAUCAAGUAUGAAAAGUAGGAACGUGACAGGAAUGUUCGCGGAUACCCUAAUGAUCAUCAUCCUCGUGUCAGAUAAAAUCGUUGUAAAUAAUCAAGUAAAGAACUUCAGACUGAAAUAAAAAAAUGGCUUCCC
Molecule: messenger RNA, 2214 nt
Organism: Galendromus occidentalis (western predatory mite)
Lineage: Eukaryota; Metazoa; Arthropoda; Arachnida; Mesostigmata; Phytoseiidae
Product: solute carrier family 13 member 5
Exons: 10
Coding region: 110-1834 (574 amino acids)
Biological process (GO): succinate transport; transmembrane transport; citrate transport
Cellular component (GO): plasma membrane
Molecular function (GO): citrate transmembrane transporter activity; succinate transmembrane transporter activity
Source: RefSeq, a predicted model, not a curated record